AUGCUUUCUAUGCUUUCAAUCCUAGCUUUUCUAGCAGGCGCUAGUUCGGCUAGCCCAGCCGUAGCUCCUCAGUGUCGAUGCAUGCCCACUGAUUCCUGUUGGCCAUCUGCGGAAGAUUGGUCGGAAUUCAAUUCUACCCUGGGUGGGAGAUUGAUCAAAACGGUUCCAUUAGCUGUAUCUUGUCAUGAUCCAAGCUACAACGGCACUGAAUGUCAAUAUCUUCGGAGCCAAUGGACACAACCUGCUUUGCAUCUGGCUAAUCUCGGAAUUCGCACUGAAAGCGAUGCUUCGUCGUCUUCCAUCAUGGCCGCGGCCGUUGCAAAUGAAAGUUGUGAUCCUUUCACUGCUGUAUCAAGUCCGUGUCGGCUUGGGAACAUGGUGUCCUAUGCUGUCAACGUUUCUACUCCGGCGGAGAUCGCCCAAACUAUGACUUAUGCAGCCGAUAAGAACAUUAGACUGGUUAUCCGAAACACUGGCCAUGAAAAUCAAGAUUCCGAGAAGAAGUUCCAAAAUAUUGACAUCGCAAAGUUAUAUAUGGGCAAGUCGACCGGCGCUGGAGCUCUCUCCAUCUGGACCCAUCAUUUGAAAGAGAUCACAAUCAACCACAAUUACACUUCCCCACAUUACACCGGACCAGCAGUCACCGUCGGUGCCGGCGUCCAGGGCGGGGAAGUCUAUGCCGCCCUGCAAAAACAAAACUUGGUGAUGGUCGGCGGCGAAUGUGCCACCGUCGGACCAGCAGGCGGAUACACACAAGGCGGCGGCCACUCCGCCCUCAGUUCGCGCUAUGGUCUCGGCGCCGAUCAGGCGCUGGAAUGGGAGGUAAUCGACGGCCAAGGUCGACUCUUGCGGGCUUCCAAGACUGAAAACUCCGAUCUAUACUGGGCUCUCAGCGGAGGUGGCGGCGGAACCUACGGCGUCGUGACGUCCUUGACUGUCAAAGCAUUCCCCGAUUUUCCGGUCGCGGGUGUGGUGCUUGAAUUUGAAACCGAUCCCGAUAACCUCGAUCCUUUUUAUGAUGCAGUGGAGUUCUAUCAUUCACUUGUGCCGACCCUCACGGCCGCAGGCGGCAUGGCCAUUGCCAACGUCAUGAGCUCUUCUUUCCUGUUGACGCCACUUACCCUCCCCGAUACAACUGGGGAGAGAGCUUUGGAGCUUGUUACCCCCUUCACCGAUAAAUUGGACCAGUUGAACAUCAGCUAUGCUAUGAACCUUACCCAUUUCCCAUCAUAUACGGACCACUACAACGCGCUGAUCGAGCCGAAUCCCACCCAGCUCGUGAAUAAUGGUCAAUACGGCGGAAAGCUUAUUCCACUCGAGGUGGUCGAGCAGUCCAAUUCAGCACUCACUGCUGCUAUGAGGAGCAUCACUCAGGAUGGAGUGGCUUUUACCAGUAUCGCAUUGAAUGUUUCGUCUGCUGUGACCGGAACGACUAACAAUUCUAUUCUGCCCUCCUGGAGAACCGCGGCAAUGGAUGUAAUUCUUGCAACGACCUGGCCGGAAAAAGCAAAUCUUGGGGAAAUGAAGCAGCUUGCCGAUGACAUGACCAACAAAUGGAUGCCAAUGUUGACAUCCCUUACCUCUGACCCAGGUUGCUACAUGAAUGAAGCCGACCCUCAACAGCCGAACUGGCAGGAAGCUUUCUACGGGGUUAACUAUGAUCGACUGCUUGCAAUCAAGAACAAGUAUGAUCCGCAUAGUAACUUCUAUGCACAUACUGCUGUGGGUAGCGAUAAGUGGGUGCAAGAGGCGGAUGGGCGGUUGUGCCGGGCUGGUUCAUCUUGA
Penicillium brevicompactum is the source of this 1785-nucleotide messenger RNA. RefSeq names its product FAD-dependent oxidoreductase. Lineage: Eukaryota; Fungi; Ascomycota; Eurotiomycetes; Eurotiales; Aspergillaceae. The transcript has 5 exons. Gene Ontology annotation, molecular function: oxidoreductase activity; FAD binding. Bases 1 to 1785 code for a protein of 594 amino acids. The record is from RefSeq and is a predicted model, not a curated record.